Messenger RNA from Penicillium argentinense, 645 nucleotides. Its product is annotated as RING-H2 finger protein. The coding region runs from base 1 to 645 and encodes 214 amino acids. NCBI's taxonomy places the organism in Eukaryota, Fungi, Ascomycota, Eurotiomycetes, Eurotiales, Aspergillaceae. The record is from RefSeq and is a predicted model, not a curated record. The transcript is spliced from 2 exons.
AUGCACUUGACACAAGCAGACGCUCUCCCAGUGUCUGAGUCUGAUAUUAUUGCGAGAGCAGUUUCAGCGACAUCAGGCGCUGGCCUCACCCAACCUGAAAAGAUCACACUCUACGUCGUUUCAGCGAUUGGCGGCAUUGCAAUUAUCCUGGGAGUUGCAAUACUCAUACUUCGUACACGCCACUAUAAGAGGUAUCCAAACAAAUCUCGACAUCAAACCAGAUCAAUUUUGAAGACCAUCCCUGUUGUUCAAUAUGACGGCGAAGAAUCUUAUCCCAACUCGCGAUCAUCAAGCAUCGUCGACUCCGAUGAUUUUGCGGUUGAGAAAAUGAAGAAAGUGCGAAAUACUACUUGCUCCAUCUGCACAGAGGACUUCGCCAAGAAUCAAAUAUUGCGUGUCUUGCCCUGCGACCACCAAUAUCAUAUGGCCUGUAUCCAAGAUUGGCUUUUCCGGAGCUGGAGCUGUCCAGUAUGUCGAAUUGAGUUGAAGCCGCCUAUGCAAGAAAGUCCUGCUAAGGAUAUUGGCUCGACGGACGUCGAAAAGGCAAUGAUAAAUGGGGACCAGAAGCAUGCUCUAAAGCUUCAUAGUCGGCUACUACGACACCUCUACAGUGUCGGACUGGGGCAGCAUUAUAACAGCGCUUGA